This is a messenger RNA of Pyrgilauda ruficollis (rufous-necked snowfinch), 4171 nucleotides long. Its product is annotated as sodium- and chloride-dependent betaine transporter-like. The record is from RefSeq and is a predicted model, not a curated record. Lineage: Eukaryota; Metazoa; Chordata; Aves; Passeriformes; Passeridae. Gene Ontology annotation, biological process: sodium ion transmembrane transport. Gene Ontology annotation, cellular component: membrane.
AAAGAUCCAAGUGAAUGGGAGUUCCCUCCUCCUGUGUUUUGGGCUUUGCUGCUCCAGUCCUCUGCCAGCAUUGUUUGAUGUCAUCUGAGUGUGCUCUGUACCACUACCCAGGCAGGAGGUAGAUGCUUUAGCUUUGCCUAGAAACAUUCCUGGGGUAAACAAUGGCUGCUGAGAACGCCUGGUGGAGAGGUGGAAUCACUGGCAGCACCCUGCCUGAUGCUGAAGGACCAGCCCCACAUGAGUGUGAUGCUGCUGCUGCUCUCACCUGCUGCCAGAAGGGGAGCUCCACAGGUGUUUCCCAUUUCCAGCAGGUCUCGGCUCCCUGGGGCAGCGCUGCGGAGGCACCUGCGAGCGGUGGUCUCCCCGUUCCCAAGGGAAGGGAGGCGGAGCAGAGCGGGGCCGGCCCGGGACAGAGGCAGCGUGAGCCCUCCUCACAGGCGGGGGCAACGAGCCCCCUCGCACCGGCCAUGAAAUCAGUCAUGUCCAGCACCUUUCCGUCCUGCCUUCGCCUCUCCCGUCGCCCGCGCCCCGGCAGCGCCGUCCGCAAGGUGGGAUGGAUUACAGAGUCCCCGGUGCUGUCAGCAAUGGUGAAAUGGUGCCCACACACCCUGGCAUGGAAAAGGAGAAGGAGGAAGAAGAGGAGGAGGACCAGACUCUGGAGCGUGGUCAAUGGAACAACAAGCUGGAGUAUGUCCUGUCUGUGGCUGGGGAGAUCAUUGGCCUGGGAAAUGUCUGGCGCUUCCCCUACCUCUGCUACAAGAACGGGGGAGGUGCCUUCUUCAUCCCCUACCUCAUCUUCCUCUUCACCUGUGGGAUCCCCCUGUUCUUCCUGGAGACGGCGCUGGGGCAGUUCACGAGCCAGGGAGGGGUGACUGCCUGGCGCAGGAUCUGCCCCCUCUUUGAAGGAAUUGGCUACGCCUCACAGGUCAUCGUCGUACUGCUCAACUUCUACUACAUCAUUGUGCUGGCCUGGGCCUUGUUUUAUCUCUUCAGUUCGUUCACCAUUGACCUCCCCUGGGGCAGCUGUGACCACGAGUGGAACACAGGGAACUGCAUGGAGCUUCAGAAGGCGAACUCAACCUUCAACGUGACCAGUGAAAACGCCACAUCCCCAGUCAUCGAGUUCUGGGAGAGGCGAGUGCUAAAGAUUUCUGAUGGCAUCCAGCACCUGGGUGGUCUCCGCUGGGAGCUGGCUCUGUGUCUCUUGCUGGCUUGGAUCAUCUGCUACUUCUGCAUUUGGAAAGGGGUCAAAUCCACGGGCAAGGUGGUAUAUUUCACUGCCACGUUCCCAUACGUCAUGCUGAUUGUUCUGCUGAUCAGGGGAGUCUCCUUACCUGGGGCAUCCCAGGGAAUCCUCUUUUACCUUUAUCCAGACAUCAGUCGCCUUGGAGAUCCUCAGGUCUGGAUGGAUGCAGGCACUCAAAUCUUCUUUUCGUAUGCAAUUUGUCUGGGAUGCCUGACAGCUCUGGGCAGCUAUAACAAAUACCAUAACAACUGCUACAGGGACUGUGUGGCCCUGUGCUUCCUCAACAGUGGCACCAGCUUUGUGGCUGGCUUUGCCAUCUUCUCCAUCCUGGGCUUCAUGGCAGAGGAGCAGGGUGUGCCCAUCGCCAACGUGGCUGAGUCAGGGCCUGGCCUAGCAUUCAUCGCCUACCCUCGGGCUGUGGUCAUGCUGCCCUUCUCCCCACUCUGGGCGUGCUUCUUCUUCCUGAUGGUUGUCUUGCUGGGACUGGACAGCCAGUUUGUCUGCGUGGAGAGUCUUGUGACAGCUCUUGUGGACAUGUACCCCACCAUCUUCCGCAAGAAGAACCGCCGGGAAACCCUCAUCCUGGUGGUCUCCAUCCUCUCAUAUCUGGUUGGCUUGGUGAUGCUCACAGAGGGUGGGAUGUAUGUCUUCCAGCUCUUUGAUUACUAUGCUGCCAGUGGCAUGUGUCUGCUCUUUGUGGCCAUCUUUGAGACUCUCUGCAUCGCCUGGGUCUAUGGUGCUGAGCGUUUCUAUGGUAACAUUGAAGAUAUGAUCGGCUACCGGCCGUGGCCCAUCAUCAAAUACUGCUGGCUUUUCAUCACCCCUGCUGUUUGCAUGGCAACCUUCCUAUUUUCUUUGGUCAAGUACACCCCGUUGACUUACAACAAGAAAUAUGUGUACCCAUGGUGGGGAGACACGCUGGGAUGGCUGCUGGCCCUCUCCUCCUGGUCUGCAUCCCUCUCUGGAUCGUCUACAAACUCUCCACCAUCAAAGGCUCACUCAGAGAGUCAGUGGAUUCCCUGCCUGGACUCCAGUGGGACGGGAAAGGAUAGGACGGGAGGGGCUUGCCUGGGAGAGACCUGCGCUGGGUUCAGAGCCAUGACAAGAGCCCUAUCCAGGGAAGGAGAACCCAAUGGGGCCACCACAUCUCCUGAAGAGAUAAAAGUGGAGGAAAUGGAAGACAGAGGCCAGUGGCGGAACAAAAUGGAGUUUGUGCUGUCUGUGGCUGGAGAGAUCAUUGGCUUGGGUAACGUGUGGAGGUUCCCAUACCUCUGCUACAAGAAUGGUGGUGGAGCCUUCCUCAUCCCUUACCUCAUCUUCCUCUUCACCUGUGGGAUCCCCCUGUUCUUCCUGGAGACGGCGCUGGGGCAGUUCACGAGCCAGGGAGGGGUGACUGCCUGGAGGAAGAUCUGUCCCAUCUUUGAAGGAAUUGGAUAUGCCUCCCAAGUCAUUGUAGGAUAUCUGAAUAUCUACUACAUAAUCAUCUUGUCCUGGGCACUCUUCUACCUGUUCAGCUCCUUCACUUCAGUGCUACCGUGGGCCAGCUGCAAUAACCCCUGGAACUCAGAUCUCUGUGUGGACAUUCUGAAUAGAUCCAGCCUGGACAACAGGACCUUGCCUGCGAACGCCACCUCCUCAAUGAUUGAGUUUUGGGAGAAGCGAGUGCUGGGGCUCACGGAUGGUAUUCACAAACUGGGCACUGUGCGCUGGGAGCUGGCUCUGUGUCUCCUGCUGGCGUGGAUCAUCUGCUACUUCUGCAUCUGGAAAGGGGUCAAGUCCACAGGCAAAGUCGUUUACUUCACUGCCACCUUCCCAUAUGUGAUGCUCCUCAUCCUGCUGGUUCGAGGGGUCAUGCUGCCAGGGGCUGCUGAGGGGAUCAUUUUCUACCUGAAGCCAGACAUCUCCAGGCUGGCAGACCCACAGGUCUGGAUGGAUGCAGGCACUCAAAUCCUCUUCUCUUAUGCCAUCUGUGAGGGGUGCCUGACAGCUCUGGGCAGCUACAACAAAUACACCAAUAACUGUUACAGGGACUGCAUCCUGCUCUGCUCCCUGAACAGUGCCACCAGCUUUGUUGCUGGCUUUGCCAUUUUCUCUGUGCUGGGCUUCAUGGCUCGAGAGCAGGGAGUGCCUAUUUCAGAAGUGGCUGAAUCAGGUCCUGGCCUGGCUUUCAUAGCGUAUCCAACAGCAGUAACAAUGAUGCCUGUGUCUCAGCUCUGGUCCUGCCUCUUCUUCCUCAUGUUGAUCUUCUUGGGACUGGACAGCCAGUUUGUCUGUGUGGAAAGCAUGGUGACAGCUAUUAUUGACAUGUUCCCAGGAGUGUUUCGGAAGAGAGGGCGUCGGGAGUUGCUGAUCCUGGCCAUUGCAGUCAUAGGCUACUUGCUGGGCUUAUUGCUGGUCACUGAGGGCGGCAUGUACAUCUUCCAGCUCUUUGACUACUAUGCUGCCAGUGGCACAUGCCUGCUCUUCCUGGCUAUUUUUGAAGUCAUCUGCAUAGGAUGGGUGUAUGGUGCCAACCGUUUUUAUGACAACAUUGAGGACAUGAUUGGUUACCGGCCGUGGCCCUUGAUCAAGAUAUGCUGGCUGGUGUUCACCCCAGGUCUGUGCUUGGGUGUCUUCCUGUUUUCCCUGAUCAAGUACACACCCUUGAAAUACAACAAUUCCUACAAGUACCCACCCUGGGGCUACAUGCUAGGCUGGCUGAUGGCACUCUCCUCCAUGGUCUGUAUUCCUCUCUAUGCCAUCUUCAUCCUCCUGAAAACCAAAGGACCCCUGAAACAGCGACUGAUGCAGCUGAUUUCCCCAGCGGAGGAUCUACCACAGCCAAAGAAGAAGCACGUGGCGAGGCCGUCCGAUCUGAGGUGUGAGGGAUGGUCUCCUCCAACCCAGGAGCUGCUCAGCAUCACAGAGAGAGAAACCCACUUCUAA